Leguminivora glycinivorella is the source of this 681-nucleotide messenger RNA. It is a transcript of the gene mRpL21, whose product is annotated as 39S ribosomal protein L21, mitochondrial. The coding region runs from base 96 to 626 and encodes 176 amino acids. The transcript is spliced from 2 exons. Gene Ontology annotation, molecular function: RNA binding; structural constituent of ribosome. The record is from RefSeq and is a predicted model, not a curated record. Lineage: Eukaryota; Metazoa; Arthropoda; Insecta; Lepidoptera; Tortricidae. Gene Ontology annotation, cellular component: ribosome; mitochondrial large ribosomal subunit. Gene Ontology annotation, biological process: translation.
GUCAUUUGUCAAACGCUGUUAUAGGUUAUGUUUUGUUGAAAAUGUUCCUCCUUUAAAACCUAAAAUUCACUAAAUACACGAAGUUUUUCUACAAUAUGGCUAUGAUUCGGGCAGGUUUGCAAAAACUUGCAACUGCUUUUACCGGCAGCCAAGGAGGCAUUUUAUCAAGAUUUGUAACUAAUUUAAUACCCCGAGAGAACACAGCAGUUGACACGCAGAAAGAUGUCAUAGCAACAUGCAACAAACUUAUUGAGCAGAGAGCCUCCAGGAACUUCGCUAUUGUGCAUCUACUGGGCAAACAGUGGCGCGUAACAGACGGCGACUUAGUUGUUGUCGAAGGUUACUGGCCACCGAACAUCGGAGAUAAAAUAAAACUAGACAAAGUUUUACUUGCAGCCACUAAGGAUUUCUCACUUAUCGGAAGACCAUUGGUUCAACCAGGCUUGGUCAAUGUCACUGCUACAGUAAUAUCUAAAGGCCUGUCUCACACUCGCGUGCAUUUCAAGAAGAAGAGGAGGAAGCAGUAUAUGAGAAUUAACUUCCAACGAGCGGAACAGACAAUGCUGCGGAUCAACUCUAUUGAGAUAGCUAAUAAGAUCAAUGAAGCACCGAAGAAUGUCUUUUAAAUUAGUGAACUUUAGUUGUUAGUUUAAUGUUGUAAUAUAGAAAUAUUGUAAACUA